AUGGCUUUCGACGCCGUUUCAGCCCUUGCGCUCCUCGCAUUCAUUGCCCUGGCCAGUAUCUUCGCUCUGUCCAGGGCUGGAGACAAACUCGAUCCUCGGGAGCCGCCCGAGAUUAAGAGCACGAUUCCGGUCUUAGGACAUCUAUUUGGAUUGCUCAGCAAAGGGGUAUCAUAUUAUUAUUCAUUAAGUCUCAAAAACCCAGAUCUUCCAGCAUUUACCGUCAACAUCCCUCAAGCGAAGACAUACAUUAUUACUUCUCCGGCACUUCUCGCGGCAGUGCAACGCAAUGCCCGGAACAUCUCCUUUGAGCCUCUCCUUGGCCAGGCCACCGAGAGGAUCGCUGGAUGCUCGCAGGAGACAGUGAACAAGAUUCGUCCAUUGCGCUCUGGGGGCGGUGGAGGCGGUCAAGACGUCGUUCACGCAAUGCAUCCUGCCUUAUUGGGUGACGGCCUUGACGAUAUGAAUGAAGCAAUGGCCAAGAACCUAAAAGUAUCAAUUGAUGAACUCGCAGCGGACUCUAGCAAGCCUACCAUCGACCUAUUCGAUUGGUGUAAAGAUGCAAUGACCAUAGCCAGUACAGAUUCGACGUGGGGUCCUCUGAAUCCAUACAAAUCGAAAUUCUUGCGUGAUUGCUUUUGGGAACUUGAUAACGGUCUUGGCCAGGUUGUGCUUAACUUCGCGCCGCAUAUCAUCGCCCGCAAGCCGUGGAAAGCUCGUGAAGCUCUUGUAAAAGCAUUCAAGGCCUAUCUGGAAGCCAAGGGCCAUGAGCAAGGCUCCAUGCUAGCAAAAGCCAGAUAUACUUCCUUGAGCGAGGUUGGACUUCCCAUGGAUGACAUAGCGCGUCAGGAAGUGGGCAUGGGCUUUGGCUUGUUGUCGAAUACCAUCCCAUCAACCUUCUGGUUCCUGUUUGAUCUAUUUUCUCGACCAGACGUACUUGAGAAGGUGCGCGAAGAAGUUCGCGCGAACGCUCUGCACAUUACAGAGGGCAGCAGCCGAUCUGCAAUCAUCGACCUGGCCGACAUUCGCGACAAGUGUCCAUUCUUCGUCUCUACAUUUCAGGAAUCCCUUCGUUUCAGGUCCAGGGGUGCCCCGACUCGCUACGUUUUUGAGGAUGUCUUGCUCGACGGUAAAUACCUGCUCAAGAAAGGCUCAACGCUCCAAAUGCCGGCUGUUGCAUUGCAUAGCCAUCCUAAUUCUUGGGGCAGUAGUUCGGCUGAAUUUAAGCCUACUCGCUACCUGAAAACCAACCCACGCAAGGUAGGCGGCUUUGUAGGGUUUGGAGUUAGUCCCAGUGUGUGCCCUGGACGGCACUUUGCCAGCAGCGAAAUACUUAUCUUUGCUGCUGCUUUGAUUCUGCGCUUUGAUUUCACGCCGACAUCCUCCUCCUCCUCUCCUUCUUCGUGGAUUGAGCCACCGUUGAACUAUGUGCUGGCGGCGUCUGCUACUCCGCCUAGCAAGCCGUUCUACGUGAAAGCGACACCAAGGGACGAAUAUAAGGACUACGAUUGGGACUUUAGGGUUACCCGGGGCAAGGGACAAUUCGGGCUUGUCAUCGGAUAG
Messenger RNA from Talaromyces atroroseus, 1560 nucleotides. RefSeq lists its product as hypothetical. Bases 1 to 1560 code for a protein of 519 amino acids. The record is from RefSeq and is a predicted model, not a curated record. Lineage: Eukaryota; Fungi; Ascomycota; Eurotiomycetes; Eurotiales; Trichocomaceae. The transcript has 3 exons. Gene Ontology annotation, molecular function: iron ion binding; monooxygenase activity; heme binding.